AUGCAAGGUGGAGGAGUGAUAAACAAUGCGAAGCGGAAGGGUUUUCGGGAUUCAUUUGGUGUCUUUGGAGGAAAGAUCAUUGGAAUGUCACACCUCUCAGUCUACAAACAAUUUAUUCAUAUGAAAAUCAUAUGGGAGAAUGACAUACACUGGUAUCUUAAAGCGAUUAAGGAUGGGAAUAGGCUGUUCAGAUUCCUGGCUCCCUCGGUCCUACAUGAAGAUUAUGAUAAUAUGGUAAAAGAAAGUUGGAAGAACCAAGAUGAUUUGCUGAAGAACAUAGCCAGCUUCAUAGAAAAAGCCAAACUUUGGAAUAGGAAAGUUUUUGACAGGGAAUAUCCUGAUAUAGCCAGAGAGGUGACCACGGAAGAAAUCAAGGAAGCUGUUUUUUCUACGGGGAGUUGGAAGGCGCCGGCGAGUGACGGAUUGCCAGCAAAAUUUUAUCAACAAGCUUGGGAUGUUGUUGCGAACUCCUUACUGGACUGGGUGAAACUGAUUUUUAAUGAUCCCAGUAAUAUUGCAAGAGUUAAUCAGACUCUUAUUGCUAUUAUCCCCAAAAUUUUCUUUCCAGAGAAUUUUGGGCAUUUUAGACCAAUAAGUCUCGAUAAUGUUUGUUAUAAAUUUGUGACUCAAAUCAUAACGUGUAGAUUGAAAAAGUUCAUGCCUACUCUUAUCUCUAACACACAAUCUAGUUUCGUGCUUGGUAGAAUUAACGCAGAUAAUAUUCUUGUGGCUCAAGAGGUGGUACACACUGUGAGGAACAAGAGGCGAGGAAAAGAGCUCAUGGCUAUCAAAAUUGACCUAGAGAAAUCCUAUGAUAGAUUAAAUUGGGGCUUUGUGAUAGAUACUCUUAGUGAUACGAGUAUCCCGGAGAAGAUAAUAAGGUAUUAUUGCUCAUUGCUUAUUAACUCCAACCAUGAAUCUGUUGUGGAAUGGAUCACCUUCAAAAUGCUUCUCUCCUACAAGAGAAAUCAGACAGGGAGACCCCCUCUCACCUUAUCUAUUUGUUCUUUGUAUUGA
This is a messenger RNA of Arachis ipaensis, 1017 nucleotides long. The record is from RefSeq and is a predicted model, not a curated record. Lineage: Eukaryota; Viridiplantae; Streptophyta; Magnoliopsida; Fabales; Fabaceae.